Messenger RNA from Pimephales promelas (fathead minnow), 1678 nucleotides. The record is from RefSeq and is a predicted model, not a curated record. NCBI's taxonomy places the organism in Eukaryota, Metazoa, Chordata, Actinopteri, Cypriniformes, Leuciscidae.
CAGCUGCCCAUUUAAAAGCUCUGUAUGAGCCAGGCUACAUACCAGAUGUGGCAAUGGAUGCGCUCAUGAGUAUCACCUGCAAGAAAUUCAAUGAUGUGUACAAUAUUUGUACACAAUCCAUGACUAAGAUUCUGUCUGGAUCCCAGAGGGUUAAAAGCCACUACUUCUGCAAGAAAGAUCUAUUUAAAACCUACACUAAAGUUAUUGGUGCCCUCCUGGAAAAUGAAAAUCACUGGACCCUUUUUUUCUGUGACCUCACAAAACAAGAAGUCACAUACAUGGAUCCAUUUGGUGAAGCCAAUGGCAAGAAAAACGAGAUUCUGAAGAAUUGGAGUUCUUUUGCCAAAGCUAAAGGAUGUGCCCUGAAAUGGACAUGGCAUGAUGUGCCCCACCCACGACAAGAGGAUGGACAUUCUUGUGGGGUCCAUGUGCUAAUGUUUGCUCAGGCCCUGCUUGAGGGAAAAGGUUUCGUGGAUGGAUAUGCCUCAGUGGAUAUACCCCAGCUGAGGGCACAGUUCUGCAACAUUCUGUUUUCCUCUUUAGAUAGAGGAGUAAAGUGCACAGUGUGCUGGAGUGUCCUGAUGAAAGAUAAGGUGUGCUGUCAGGAAUGUGGUGCACACAGCCAUUUGAGAUGUCAACGAACACCAUGUGGCAUCUGUGUAAUUUCAGGUGAAGGAAACACUAUGUUCGAACAUCUACAAAAAGGAGAAAGUAAGCAGACAGAGGAAAGCACAAGAAGACCUUCAGAGGAUGAGAAGAAACAAGAGGAAGAAGAGAAAAGGGAGACUCACAAAACAGAAAAAGUGGAAGUAAAAAAAAAACAAUCAAAGGGUAAAAAAAUAAAGGCCAGUGAUGCAUCAGAUAGGGAAAAAAAGCAAGACCGCAAGGAAGAAAGACAGCCAGAAACCUUUGAAACUGACAAGGAUGCAGGUUUUGAAAAUGAGGAAAUAGAGGCAAGAGACAGCGGGGAUUGUCAUUUGAAUAACCCCACAGACGACAUUAAAGGCAUCAAAGUUUUUGGACGCUUAGUCCUCACUGGUCAGAGAAAGUCCCCGUAUGUUGUCACAAAGGAAGAAAUUCAGCGCAGAAUAGAAGGGGAGAAUAUGUCCUCUAAUGUUUUCAGAGAUCUGCUAGGAGGGCGCAAACAAAAUCUGCCUGAAUUAGUCCUCAAUCUUCCCAAGAAAAAGAAGACUAAGACAAGCAUUUUUAGUGCACUAACAGAGGGAGAGGCUUCAGAUCUUGCCACUGGUUUAACUAAAAGCCUGUGUCAAAAUGUCAGUCCAAAGUUGGUACGAAAAGACAUAAGUGACCACAAUGCAGAAGUGACCAGGACAACUCUGGCUAGUGUACGUGCCAACUUGCAAUCAAGCCUGGAUUCUAGAUCAGCCUUCAGUUUGUUAACCCACACAUUUGGUCCGCAGGCAGUGGAUGGAGUGUUAGGUUUCAUUUCAGAGAGUCUAAAAUAAAAGGAGAACGAAUCAAUCUCAAAUGCAGCACCAAACUGUUUGUAAAAUGUUAAGGUUGCUAAAUCUGAGAAUAACCUGUUUUGUUUAUACAGAUUCAUAAACUUUCCCAAUGAAUCGAAUCAGUAGCGGUCUUUUAUUUAUCCAAAAUACCCUUAUAUUUGUGUUAUAUUAAUAAUUUUGUUUUAUCAAAAUGCUCAGUGUAAAAUACAUAA